This is a messenger RNA of Haliotis rubra (blacklip abalone), 807 nucleotides long. RefSeq names its product pre-mRNA-splicing factor 38B-like. Lineage: Eukaryota; Metazoa; Mollusca; Gastropoda; Lepetellida; Haliotidae. The coding region runs from base 1 to 807 and encodes 268 amino acids. The record is from RefSeq and is a predicted model, not a curated record. The transcript has a single exon.
AUGGACAGGUGCCCAUGGAGGAGACACGGACGUGGACCGGACACACAGGACGGAGGCACCGAAGGAUAUGGACAACGGAGGGUGGCCGGACACGAGAGGGAGGAACAAUCGGCGGACGGAGACACGGACAGGGAGGAAGGACAGGACAUGGACAUGGCCGAGACAACGGACAGGAGGAGACACGGACCGGACACGGAGUGGAAAACAGAGGAGGGACAUGACGAACAAGGAGGACACCGAGGACAAGGACGGACGGAGAGGAAAGAGUGGAGACAACGGAACAGGAGGAGACAACGGACAGGAGGACACGGAGGCACCACGCCCGCGGGUGGAGGCAGACAACGGAGGAGGAGGAGGCAGACACGGAGGACACGGAGUGGAGGACAACGAGGAGGGUGGAGGACAAGGAUGGAGAUAGACGGAGAAUGGACAAGGAGGUGGACACGGAGAAUGACGGAGACAUGGACAGCAGGUGGAAAUGGAGGAAGUGGAGGACAUGGACAGAGGGAAGGAGUGGUAGACACGGACAGAAACAAGGAGUGGAGGAGACACGGACAGGAGGAGGAGGACACGGACAGGGAAGGAAGGAGACAGUGGAUGGACAGUGGAGGUCAAGUGGAUAGUGGACACGGACAGGGAGGAGGACGGAGGUGGAGACAACGGACAAGGCAAGUGGAGGACACAGAAUGGACAAGACACGGGAGGAUGGACGGCGGAGGAAUGGUGGACAUGGACAUGGAAUGGAGGGAGACAGUGGACAGGAGGAACAUGAGUGGAGACAUGGAGGGGGUGGCCGGGUGGAGGUAG